Molecule: messenger RNA, 1362 nt
Organism: Microthlaspi erraticum
Lineage: Eukaryota; Viridiplantae; Streptophyta; Magnoliopsida; Brassicales; Brassicaceae
Source: the annotation of a GenBank genome assembly
AUGUUCCAUGGAUUGCCAAGUGAAGACCCCAUUGACCACCUUGAUGAGUUUGAUAGGCUUUGUGAUUUGACAAAGAUCAAUGGUGUCUCUGAAGAUGCCAUCAAGCUGAGACUCUUUCCUAUGUCUCUAGCUGACAAAGCUCACCAAUGGGAGAAGAGCUUGCCCCAUGGCACAAUCACCACUUGGGAUGAAUGCAAGAAGGCCUUUCUUGCUAAGUUUUUCUCCACCGGUCGCACAGCCAAGCUUAGAGGAGAGAUAUCCAGCUUCAUCCAGCGAAACAAUGAGACAUUCGCAGAGGCUUGGGAGAGGUUCAAAGGGCUACACAAGUAUAGGGAGAUGCUAGACACAGCUAGCAAUGGGAACUUCCUCAACCAGGAUGUAGAUGAUGGCUGGCAACUUGUGGAGAACAUAGCUAACUCAAAUGGAAGCUAUGGAGAAGAGUAUGAUCGCACCAACCGGAGCUCGACCCACCACUCGAUCGAGUCAGACGAAAAGUUGAGAAAAGAUGUUAAGGCAUUGAAUGAGAAGUUGGAUAAGCUGAUCCUAGCUCAGUCCACAAUGAAGAAAGUCAACUUUGUGUCUGCUGAGGAGAUGGAACCAGUCCAAGAAGGGGAGGAUACACAAUUUGCUGAGGUGUGCUACAUGAGCAAUGGGCAAGGAGGUUACAACAAAGGAUACUAUAAUUACAAGUCCAACCCUGCCAUGUCAUACCGCAACACUGAUGUUGCUAACCCUCAGGACCAAGUAUAUCCUCAACAACAAGCAGCUCGAUCGAGUCAAGGCUUCCCCCACCAACCGCCCCAGCCUGCACCUUCACAAGAGAAUGAGCUCAAGGCAAUGCUAAAGCAACUACUUCAAGGGCAAGCUGAUGGGGUAGUGGACACAAGCAAGAAGCUAGCUGAAAUAAACUCUAAGAUCGAGAACCUCAACACAAGGGUUUACUCUCUGGAGAAUCAUGCUUCUUCUGUUGCUGCUGCUACAAAGCAAGGACAACUACCUGGUAAAGCUAUUCAGAACCCCAAGGAACAGUGCAAGGUCAUCUUCACUCAAGAAGGACUUGUUGAAGAAGAGGAUCAAGAAAGGGUCAUUGAAGAUUUUUGUUUACUGCUGAAUGAUGAAGAGAUUGUUGCUGCUGAGGCUCCUGGAGUCCAGAUUGAUCAACCAGAAGUGCAGGCACCUACUGUGGCCAUUCACACUUCACCAGUUGAGCUCGCACGACAAGCUCGAUCGGCAGCUCGAUCGAGUCCAACUCUAGCUCGAUCGAGUCCGACCUCUUCUGUCCCAAACCUGUUUUGCUUGAUCCUUACCAACCGGUUGCCGCUUCCUCGUCUCGCCUACUUAGUCAAGGUCACAAGGAAGUGA